Hippocampus comes (tiger tail seahorse) is the source of this 1662-nucleotide messenger RNA. RefSeq names its product PDZ and LIM domain 2 (mystique) (gene pdlim2). The coding region runs from base 194 to 1285 and encodes 363 amino acids. The transcript is spliced from 11 exons. Gene Ontology annotation, biological process: actin cytoskeleton organization; muscle structure development; heart development. The record is from RefSeq and is a predicted model, not a curated record. Gene Ontology annotation, cellular component: stress fiber; Z disc; filamentous actin. NCBI's taxonomy places the organism in Eukaryota, Metazoa, Chordata, Actinopteri, Syngnathiformes, Syngnathidae. Gene Ontology annotation, molecular function: muscle alpha-actinin binding; actin binding.
GCUGCAGUUGACAAAGCCUUUAUUUUGGUCGGAGCACAUGGCAGUGAGAGCUCAUCCCCGUUUGAGAGAACGCCGGGCGAGCAGCCACAGACUUGCUUAUUGACGCAAAUAGACUUCAGGUGGAGACGACGACCCACGGCACUGAAACGCAGCACUUCAUAUAGGUUCUCAAGAGUGUGUGGCAGACUGAUCAAUGGCACUGACUGUGAACUUGAUUGGUCCAUCGCCAUGGGGCUUCAGAAUAGUUGGAGGAAGGGACUUCAAAAAGGCCAUAACUGUAUCUAAGGUCAACGGAGGUAGUAAAGCAGAGCAAGCAGCUCUCAAACCAGGUGAUGUCAUCUUGGCCAUCAAUGGGGAAAAUACUGCUGACAUGCUAAAUGCAGAAGCCCAGAACAAAAUCAAGAACUCCAAGACCCAUCUGCAGCUGAUGGUGGAGAGGCGUGCACUGUCCAAUCCAAAACAGACAAAUGGUGUCGGCACCCCUGAACAGCUCACUGGGCACUUUCAGGAAGCAGUAAUAGUAAGUCGAGACGAAAACCAGAACUAUCGAGAGUACAGCAUAUCCAGCCCUGCAUCACUGUCACCUGUGCCGUAUUCACAACCUCCUGACAGUCCUGACUGCAAGAAAGAGACAUUGACAACCACCACCAACAAGAGUGUCCAGCUGCGCUCAUGGUCCCCAGAGGAGAAGAAUUACAGACUGUCCAGGCCACUUUCGCAGGACUUCUCUCCUUCAGACUACAGAAACAGUUCUUUCUCCAGCAGAACCCCGACCCCACCAGGACACUACUCACCUCAUCGUGCCCUUGAUCACGACAUGUCUCCUCAUCACAGUUCAAGCUCGGAACCGGUCAUGCAGAGGUUUGACAAGGACUCAGAGGUGUACAAAAUGAUCCAGGAGAAUAAGGAGACUCGCGCAGCGCCUCGUCAGUCCAACACCUUCAAAAUGCUGCAAGAAGUUCUGGAGGCUGACGAGAAAGAGGCAGCAUUGAAGUUCCCGGGAAAGUUGUCACCCAACGUUCCGAAAGCAAGCACACCGGUGGGAGGAGUCAGCAAAUACCACACCUGUGAGAAAUGUGGCACCAGCAUUGUCACACAGGCCGUGCGCAUCGUGGACGACCGCUUCCGCCACCCCGAGUGCUACACCUGCACGGACUGCGGCCUGAACCUCCGGAUGAGGGGUCACUUCUGGGUAGGCGACGUGAUGUACUGUGAGAAACACGCCAAGCAGCGGUACCAAGGUCCAUCCGGCUCACCUCAAUCCAGUCUCUCCCCUCGCCACUGAGUCUUAACGCCACUGGCUGCCUGACAUCCGCCUCAUCGGACCCCCUUGCGGACAAUGGGCACGCACGUGGGAAGGGGUCAACGACGUGGCAGAAUUUGCUUUUCUCCUCACAUUUAACAGUGUUUGGUGAUACCGUAUUAUCCUUCACUUAAUUAACUGAAAAUUUGGGGAGGUUUUCCAUGUGGCCCACAGUCACUGUUGUUAGCUCUAAAAAUACACCCUCCAUGAGUCCGUGAUUGCCACGUGUACUGAGGUGACUGUACUUUUACCAACACACCAAAACUUUAACAUGACCGAGACUCUUUUUACUCUCCAAGAUCUGGAUAAUCAUUCGUAAAACAAACAAACAAAAAAAAAAAAUCAAACGGCAAUAGAAA